Stegodyphus dumicola is the source of this 429-nucleotide messenger RNA. RefSeq lists its product as uncharacterized. NCBI's taxonomy places the organism in Eukaryota, Metazoa, Arthropoda, Arachnida, Araneae, Eresidae. The record is from RefSeq and is a predicted model, not a curated record.
AUGAGUAGUCGUGCUAUUGCGAUAAAGAUAGGAAGAUCAAAGACUGUAGUCCAAAAUUUUUUUACAUUGAAAGACAAUUAUGGUCAAAAGAAUACUGGGGUGAGACCUAAACCUUUCUCCUCGCGUGAAGAAAGAAGAGUUUGCCAACUUGUAUCUACAGGAAAGUACCCAAACAGGAAACUGAUUCCGACAACAGGUUUAAAAGUUUGUCAAAAAACGAUUUAUAACAGAAUUAGAAGGUCAGGAAGGUUUACUUAUACAGCAAAAUUGACUAAGCCUCAGUUACUGCAGAGACACAAAAUAGAGCGUUUGAACUUUGGCCAGAAAGUCAUGACCUGGGACAACCAAUGGAUAGAAAUUAUUUUUUCUGACGAAAAAAAUGGAAUUUGGAUGGACCAGAUGGCUGGAGUUUCUACUGGCAUGAUAUAA